GGAUUUGGGGUUUUGUAUGAAUAGAUUUGGUGUGGAAAUGUGAUUGCUUUUUGGGUUAAAUUUAUUUGAUGAAGUGAGGAUUUGGGGUUUUCUAUAAAUGGUUUUGGUGUAGAAAGGUGAUUGCUUUUUUGGGUUUGCUGAAUCUUGGACAAUGGCGGUUCCAUGGAGUACAACACUAUGGAUUGCUAAGAUGGUGUGGAUGGCAUUGAGUGGUUGGGUAGUCGCUUGCUUGACUAUUGCAGAUGAGGUUGCUGCCUCUUUUCGAACUGGUGAUAUUGGUCCUUUUCAUGUUGGUUGAGUUAUACUGUACAGAAACAUCAUCUUCUCCUUUGUUUGUGAAUUGUUGCUUGCUUCUUACAUAUUUUGUAAAUUUAUGGAUAAAUAUUGUUUACAGUGGUUUGAUAGAGCUGAAGCUUCAAAUAGCAAUGUCUUUAGUACUUUAUCUGCAAAUAUUUCUGUUUUGGCAGCAAAAUGAUUCAGUUCUUGAUGAUUUCUGGGCUAAAUAGAUUAUAUAUGAUUUCCGCUUA
This is a messenger RNA of Solanum pennellii, 527 nucleotides long. RefSeq lists its product as uncharacterized. Bases 152 to 298 code for a protein of 48 amino acids. The record is from RefSeq and is a predicted model, not a curated record. Lineage: Eukaryota; Viridiplantae; Streptophyta; Magnoliopsida; Solanales; Solanaceae. The transcript has a single exon.